Molecule: messenger RNA, 459 nt
Organism: Tetrapisispora phaffii CBS 4417
Lineage: Eukaryota; Fungi; Ascomycota; Saccharomycetes; Saccharomycetales; Saccharomycetaceae
Exons: 1
Coding region: 1-459 (152 amino acids)
Source: RefSeq, a predicted model, not a curated record
AUGGGGUCAAGAGACUUUUCUGUCCUUUAUUACGUAUCUAUUUAUCACAUGCCAUGUGUCAUUUCGUUUUCGUAUUUCGUUUUCUGUUUUCGGUUUUGGCGUCGACUCGAUGUAUUAGGAUCUGUGCAAAAGAAUGCAAGAACUUACUACCAGCUCUAUUAUCCAGCAUCCUCAUUUCCCCCUCCUUCCCUCGAGCCUCUGCCGUCUCUGAAUAAUACGCGCACAAGAAACUGCGUUUACGAAAACACUAACGAAACAGAGAGCAUGACUACACGGACUACUGGCAGUGGCAGUCACACGCCCGCAGAAAAAACAAGAAAUAAGAAUAACAAGCAACGAAGAGCGAACCUAAAACGGAAGUCGAGUGUUCGUCAGGGGAUAUCUCCGAGAAAAACCAUUGUUCUACUAAAAUGGUCCGUUCUUGGUAGUUUAGAUCUCGGCUGCAAAAGAGGCCAAUAA